UAGGGUUCCAGGGGCCCUAUUCCCCCCAGCGCAGUCCCCACUCCCGGCAGCCUGGCUUUAUGACUUCACGUGCUGAAGUCACUUGGAGACAAUGCUGAGCGUUCCACUCCUCAAGGCCGGGCCAGCCCAGCCAGACGACUCCCCACACUGUAACUGAGGACAAUGCCCGCUGGCCCAUGUUGGGAGGGGAUGUAGAGGGUAGCGGCGCCAGCCGCUCCUGGCACCAUGGACGAUGCCGCGGUCCUAAGGAAGAAGGGUUAUGUCGUUGGCAUCAAUCUUGGCAAAGGCUCCUAUGCAAAAGUCAAAUCUGCCUAUUCCGAGCGCCUCAAGUUCAAUGUGGCGGUCAAGAUCAUUGAUCGCAAGAAAACGCCUACGGACUUUGUGGAGAGAUUCCUGCCUCGGGAGAUGGACAUCCUGGCAACUGUCAACCACCGCUCCAUCAUCAAGACCUAUGAGAUCUUUGAGACCUCAGACGGGCGCAUCUACAUUGUCAUGGAGCUGGGCGUCCAGGGCGACCUCCUCGAGUUCAUCAAGUGCCGCGGGGCCCUGCACGAGGAUGUGGCACGCAGGAUGUUCCGCCAGCUCUCCUCGGCUGUCAAAUACUGCCAUGACCUAGAUGUCGUCCACCGAGACCUCAAGUGCGAGAACCUUCUCCUCGACAAGGAUUUCAACAUCAAGCUGUCCGACUUCGGAUUCUCCAAGCGCUGCCUACGGGAUGGCAGCGGGCGCAUCAUCCUCAGCAAGACCUUCUGUGGGUCGGCGGCGUACGCGGCCCCCGAGGUGCUGCAGGGCAUCCCCUACCAGCCCAAGGUCUAUGACAUCUGGAGCCUGGGCGUGAUCCUCUACAUCAUGGUCUGCGGCUCCAUGCCCUACGAUGACUCCGACAUCAAGAAGAUGCUGCGCAUUCAGAAGGAGCACCGUGUGGACUUUCCACGCUCCAAGAACCUGACGGGCGAGUGCAAGGACCUCAUCUACCGCAUCCUGCAGCCAGACGUCAACCGGCGGUUACACAUUGAUGAGAUCCUCAGCCACUCGUGGUUGCAGCCCCCCAAACCCAAAGCCAUGUCUUCUGCCUCCUUCAAGAGGGAGGGUGACAGCAAGUACCGGGCCGAGUGCAAACUGGACACACGGCCAGGCUCGCGGCCCGACCACAAGCUGGGGGCCAAAAUCCAGCACCGACUGCUGGUGGUGCCCGAGAACGAGGACAGGAUGGAGGAAAGGCUGGCCGAGACCUCCAGGACAAAAGACCAUCACGUCGCCGGAGCCGAGGUGGGGAAGGCAGGCACCUAGGGUGCUGAGGGCCGGGGGACGUGGUGCAUAGUGGUGUCCCCAUAAACUAAGUAAGCAGGUAGGAGCUGAAGAAGGCACAGGUGCAAGGAACAAGUAAAAUCCGUCAAUUAAACCACUAUUUUGAUUAC
Molecule: messenger RNA, 1418 nt
Organism: Rhinolophus ferrumequinum (greater horseshoe bat)
Lineage: Eukaryota; Metazoa; Chordata; Mammalia; Chiroptera; Rhinolophidae
Gene: TSSK2
Product: testis specific serine kinase 2
Exons: 1
Coding region: 226-1290 (354 amino acids)
Biological process (GO): intracellular signal transduction; cellular response to glucose starvation; protein phosphorylation
Molecular function (GO): protein serine/threonine kinase activity; ATP binding
Source: RefSeq, a predicted model, not a curated record